AUGUUACUUGAUCUUAAUACAAAAAAGGCAGUAAUAAGACUGUAUGUAACGGCACUUCCAAUCACCAAACAAGUGAUCAAAAUUGUGGAACAAAUGGCACACGACAAAGGCGUUCGUGAUUUGCGUACUUAUCAUUGGAAGAAUGGUGAAAUCAUAUUGGAUGGUGAUUUGCUCACAGGAGUGGACCCAGAUGAAAUUGAUCAAGAUGAAAUUGAUGCUUUACUUGAAGAAGCGGAAGAAUUUAUUGAAACUUAUGAUGAUGAACACACCAAAACUGUUGAAGAACAGACAGAAGACAGGAGUGUUGCAAGUAUUUAUCAACGAUUGAGACGGAGAAAUGAUGACAAAAAUUCCGAUCAAGAUCCCAAUCCAAAUGACAAAUAUCAGAAUGAUGAGGAUUUAAAUGAAAAGAUUCAAGAAAUUGAAGAAGACAUUCAAAAAGACAAGGAAGAUGUCAAAUCACUUAACAAUGAAGAACACGAGGAAACACGCAAAACAUAUGAGGAAAAUGACGAUUUAAUUGAUCAAAUUCAAGAUGAAAUCAAAGAAUGUGAAACUCAAGUCAAUGAUGUUCGCGAAUUUGUGGCAAAUUUGGAUGAAAAUGAGAAUGAAAAUGAUGAAUCUGACAAUAAUUCGGACAAAUCAAGUGACAAUGAUAAUUGUGAAAAUGAUGAAGUGAAUAAAGAGGACAUAUUCAGUCCAAGGAAAACCAUUCAUGUGAGAGUAUUGCAAGCCAUCUAUGGGAUGUUAGAGGCCUCUAUGCUCUGGUACAAAAAGUUGAGAGGAGACAUGGAGAAACAUGGUUUUAUUUUUAAUUCAUACGAUGGAUGUAUUGCCAACAAGAUUGUGAACGGCAAACAACAAACUAUUUGA
Messenger RNA from Cylindrotheca closterium, 873 nucleotides. The record is from the annotation of a GenBank genome assembly. NCBI's taxonomy places the organism in Eukaryota, Bacillariophyta, Bacillariophyceae, Bacillariales, Bacillariaceae.